AAUUCAAUGUCACUCAAAGUGUCGCUGAAAAACAUAAGCCGUUUCGCAUAAUUCAUAAUUCAAGCUUCUAUUGAUUUGUUUUUUUAGAUUUUUUUGACAAAAUGAGUGAACGCUGCAAUUAUUUAUCAGCGAUUAUAUCGAAUAUCCAAGAAAAUAUGGAGGAUUCGAACACUGCGGCCUUACGUAGAAUGGCAAAGGGCUUCGCUAAGAUUGAGCGUUACAUGCACGGACAAGAGCCGGGUAUUUUUGAGCUUGUUAUAAAAUGGUGCGAAACGUUUUUGAACAUUCAGGAUCUUAUCAAUCCCCAUGAAGACAGACUGAUGAAACUUUAUGAAAAUAUAGCAAUAACAGUCAUCACAUACAUAAUAGGAUAUUUGCAAUAUACCACUGAUGAUAUUGCAGAUUAUCAUUACAAUUUGUUACUAAUUUUGGAUAGACUUUUGCACAAUCUUCCACCAGAUAUUCUAGCAAAAUGCAACAAUUUUGCAUCUGGGACCUUAGCUUGUCUAUGGAAACCCAAUGCAUAUGGAAUAAAUUACAAAACACAACUAUUAAUCUUAAAAACUUUUUCGAUAUUGAUGAAGUACACAGAAAGAUGUAAAUGGGAACGGGAAUUUGAAGCAAUUAAAAAUAAACACUUUAUAAUUAAUGAAAAUGAGCUGAUAAAUCUCAUUAUGGAAACCCAGCACUUGCCAUUAAUUUUAAAGACACAACGAGAGUUUUUAAAUGACUACAAUUGCAUACAGAGUUAUAGCCCAAAUGUGUCCUUCUACUGUAAUUUUAUUGCCAUUGGAAAUGAUUACGAAAUUUUUAAACGCCUGAAUUAUGACAAAUUUUGGAUAGAUCUAAAUAAGAAGUCACUAUCAUUUGAAGGACGUUUUAAGGCUGGCCCCAACUUAUCAUACCAAAACAUCGAAGGCAUAUUUGUUAUUGAAAAGAUAGAAAUCGAAAUGGAAAUGUUAUCGGUAUGCUUUAGCGACUCGAAUAUAAACAGUUUUCCUAUAUUAACAAAAGAGAAUAAAUUAAAAAUAUGGUUACCAAAUCAAGAAGUCGAACGCGUUCGAAGGCAAGAGGUUAUCCAGUACUAUUUAACGAAUGAAAUAAAUGAAGACAUUGAACAGUUAGACAACAACAACAAUAAUGUAAAUAAUAUCGAAGACAACUCAAUAUCAAAGAAUAUAAUUUCGAGAAGUGAGCCUCUUUCAGAUAAACAAGACUCCCUCAACGGAAUAAACACUGAAAAUUUUACAUCACAAGGUGGUAUUGAGAAUAUUAUAAAUAACAUGUCUCAAGAGUUGACGGUCAAUGUGGAUAUAAUGCCAACAAUCCCCCUGGAAACAAUGACUGCAAGUCUAAUAGAAAAUUCUUAUAUUUCACCAACGAUUUCUUCUCCGCUAACAACGAAAAAUCACAAAAAACUCUCAAAAAUACCUAAAACAAAACAUCCAUUAAGUAUGCUGUGUACAAAAAGGAAAAGGAAGGAUGAAAGCGAUGAGGAUUAUGUGCCAUAUAAAAAAGCGAAAAAGCGAUCAAAAAACAACAAUAGAAAAUGUUUGAAAACAAAUAACCUUUUAAAAAGGAAAAGUAAUAAAUACGCUGAAAUUAAUAUCAAUCUAUCUAACGAAGAUCAAUCGUGCGAACCAAAAGACCAAGUUAGCAAUGAUAUCACUAAUAUAACUGAAAGUCUUAUGCUGGGCAAUGAUUGUCUAAUUCAGGAUAAUGAAAAACACCCUCAAACUAAUGUUACCGAAAAUCUAAUGCAAGAUUAUCCUUGGCUUAUUCAAGAUUGUGAAAAUCAUUUCCAAGCUAUUUCAAAUUCUAAGAAGGGAACUGCUAACAAUGUGGUUAAUUUAAAAAAUAACUGUUUAGAAGAUCAUCUGGAAUGCUCUGAUUUUCAGACAUUUAGAGAUGGUAUUGAAAGAAAAUCGUUACAUAGCUCACAUAAUAAUGUAAAUAAAGACACAUUUUUGGAAGAAGAAUGUUCAAUAUUAGAUUUACUAAGAAAUUGUCGAGAUGCUUCGUAUGAAUUUCCAGAAUUGCCAAUAAUACAAAAUUCGCAUAAUCUGAAUAUCCACAUGUCUCAACAUAAUAUCACACCUGAUGUCCUAAUCAGCAGAGCGGAUUUCAAUGGACAUAGUAAUGAAGUCAGCUCGUUUGAAGUGGAAAAAUACAAUAAUAACAAUGAUUCGCCGCAUAGAAGAAAUAACGUAACAUUAUUGGAUAUUAAAAAUGAGGAAAUUACAGAAAAUGGGAAAAAUAAUAUUAUAUCGAAUAGUCAAACCGCAACUUCUGAAACCAAGACACAAAACAAGUCUUAUGAAGUUUUAAAUUCUACGGAAAUGUUUGAUAAUAACAAAAUGGACAUAAUAGAGCACAAUAAUAACGAAUAUUUAUCCAACAAGGAAAACAAUAAGCCUAGAUAUAAAAACUCCGAAAAUAAUAAAAUAAGGAGAAGCCAAACACGUGCAAUAGAUAAGGCAAAUCAAAAUCAUAGAACCCCAAAGAAAAACACAAGUCAUUUGAAAACUAAAAUAAGUUUAGGAAAUCAUAAUACACACAAAAAUGAGUCGGAAGACUCUACAAUUGUGCUAAGUGAUGAUUCAAUGGAUUCUCCUGUUGCAAUUAUGACUUCCAGCAGAUACUUAAGGAAUUUAAGGAGAUCAAGUAUGAAUAAUAUUGAUUUACAUGAAAUAAAUAUUUCAAAGCAAAUUUCCAAAUUCACGUCAACAAUUAAAAGAAAACUAAAUCUUUUAAGACACAGUCUAAGUAAUAAUCCAGAGAUUGAUAAAGAAUAUGUUUGUGAAGUUACCAAAAGUAUCGUUGUGGUUUCGAAAAAACAACAGAAGGAAAUGCAAUCCUAUAUACAAGAUGUUGAAUGCCGGAAAGCACAUAUGGAAAUACAGUAUCAGACAUAUAUGCAAAGAAUUAAACAUAUUAAACGAUUUCAAUCUUACGCCGAACAAUUGUUAUGUUCCUUGCAAGGAAAUUCCUAUGUCAGUAUUGCCUUAACCGAAAAAUGUGAACAAUUGGUAAGAAGAUUUAAAAGAAUUGUUUAUGAAUCCGAAAUGAAACAUGGAGAAUAACAUUCAAUUUCGUUCUGUACCAUACAUGUUACUAUAUAUUUAAUUUGUUUCAAAGACCCAGUUUUUUACUUGUUUGUACAUUGCGUGUCAUGUGGCGAACCAUAUGAAUAAAUAAUGCUUUCCUAUCGUAAUUACAUUACGAAAGGAAAAUCCAAUUGUUGUGCUAAUCACAAGAUAGGGAUUCCAAACAACAAGUC
This is a messenger RNA of Musca domestica (house fly), 3280 nucleotides long. RefSeq names its product metacaspase-2-like. The transcript is spliced from 15 exons. The record is from RefSeq and is a predicted model, not a curated record. Bases 102 to 3083 code for a protein of 993 amino acids. NCBI's taxonomy places the organism in Eukaryota, Metazoa, Arthropoda, Insecta, Diptera, Muscidae.